Hyalella azteca is the source of this 498-nucleotide messenger RNA. Its product is annotated as rab GTPase-binding effector protein 1. The record is from RefSeq and is a predicted model, not a curated record. NCBI's taxonomy places the organism in Eukaryota, Metazoa, Arthropoda, Malacostraca, Amphipoda, Hyalellidae.
GAGUGAAUGCCAUUUUUUUUGCCAUGUUAAAAACUUCUACAAAUUGAUAGUCUAUGAUUUAGUCAAUAUUUCUACACUAUUGUCAAUACCGAAUAGUUGCAAACUCUAAAUUAUUGUGAAGUGAGAUAUUGUAACUAUUAAAAUCAUGUUAAUAUAGAAGAUUUAUAUGGUAUUUUAUUAAGAGAUAAUCAGUUUGUACUGUGAAGAGAAGGAUCAUGGCUGGGGAGGAAGAUAAGGAUGCCAAAAUUGCAGCGCUGCAGCAGCAGGUGUUGCAGCUGCAGGAGAGCAAGCAGCUGCUGGAGAAGGAGUUUGGGGAAGGACGAGCCAAGCUCAAGCAGAUGUACCUGCAGAAGGAAGAAGAGGUGCGCGCCCUGAGGCUGGAGCUGGAGGAGGCCAACAGUCGCGUCGUGAUCGCCGAGUGUACGGCGGACAACCGCGUGGACACCGAGCAGCGCAAGUGUCGGGAGGAACUGGCCACUCUAGAGCAGCUGUACCGGG